Molecule: messenger RNA, 3733 nt
Organism: Gymnogyps californianus (California condor)
Lineage: Eukaryota; Metazoa; Chordata; Aves; Accipitriformes; Cathartidae
Gene: FITM2
Product: fat storage inducing transmembrane protein 2
Exons: 2
Coding region: 1-816 (271 amino acids)
Biological process (GO): lipid storage; lipid droplet organization; phospholipid biosynthetic process
Cellular component (GO): endoplasmic reticulum membrane
Source: RefSeq, a predicted model, not a curated record
AUGGAGCGGCUGGAGCGGUGCGGCCGCUGGCUGCGGGCCGGGCUGGCCGCCGGGCGGGUGCGCCGCCGGCUGCCCUGGGUGCUGCUCGCCAUCGUCCUCCUCGGGUCCGCCCUCAAGGACGGCGACCUGGUGCCCGAGACGCCCAUGCGGAACAAGCGCAACCCGCUCAACGUGUAUUUUGUGAAGGUGGCUUGGGCAUGGACGUUCUGGCUUCUGCUGCCCUUCAUCGCAGUCACCACCUACCAGUUUGCUGAGAGCAAGUUCCUCUAUGGUCCCAUGAAGAGCAUUUUGACAGUUCUGCGGCGUCUCAGUACACUGCUAGUGGGCACUGCCAUCUGGUACGUCUGCACCAGACUCUUCAUGUAUAUCGAGAAUCUCACCGGCAUGUGCUCUACCUCGAGUAAACCCAGCGAGCCUCGCCGACUGUAUGCCACCAAGCAGGAGUGCCACCAGGACAACGGGAUCUGGAAUGGUUUUGAUAUCUCAGGGCACUGUUUUCUGCUGUCGUACUGUGCUCUGAUGAUUGUGGAGGAAGUGGCUGUGCUGGAAGGCCUGUCCAUAGAGCAGAACUCUAAGCUACGUGUCGUGAUCAACGGCCUGUUUGUUUCCUUGUGUUUUCUCACUGUGAUCUGGGUGUUCAUGUUUCUCUGUACUGCCGUGUAUUUCCAUGACUUCAGUCAAAAGCUUCUCGGUGUGCUGAUAGGUCUGUCAGCUUGGUACGGGACAUACAGAUUUUGGUACUUGAAACCUUUUUCUCCUGGACUGCCUCUUCCAAAUAUACCUUUGAGUUCAAAGAAAUACAGUUAUAGCAGAUAAAAUGUUUUAAAAUUUUUGGAUUUUGCUUUCAGUACUGGUGGAGUAGUUGAAUGUAGGAAUGGUUACUGUAUUUCCACUGUAAGGAACAAGGUGAUGGGCUGGAGGAAACCAAAUCUGUACUAGCCAAUGGCUGGCAGGUGGUAAUGAGCUUCUUCCUUGGGAGAAAAAAAAUUAGUAUUGGAAGAGGUCUGCUCUUGUUUAGGAGCUGCUGACUGGCAUUCUCAGCAAAGAAAUCAGGAGUUGGAUCUGUCUCUUACUAAUAAGUGGAGGAGCAGAUCCAAGGCUGACAGAGGCCUUUGCUCUUUAAGAGCUUGACUGAUCUCAGAUUAAUUCUUCCUCUUUCUUUUUGAUUUAUUUAUGUCAAAAUAUUGUGGAUGAUCCAAACCUCAUACUUCUUUUUUUUUUUAUACUCCUAUUUGUAUUGCCUUAUGGGAAGGCUCUAAUAAUGACAGUGCUGCUAAGCGUUGCAAAAAUAUCAAUACUCGUUAAAGCGGUAUAUAGCUGUAUUGUGAAACUAGACCAUCUCACGUUGUCAAGUGUUAAAUGCACAAACUUGCCACAAAUGCUUCUUAGCUGUCUGCACCUUCUGCAACAAAGAGAGUAAAUCUGAGAUGUAAUGUCUUAAGCAGGCUGUGACUUUAAAUUCAUGCCUGCCUUUGAAAAGGAAACUCUUGAAAAACAAGCCUUAACUUUCUCCUUAGGUGAAGUAUCUGUAAUAAUAUUUUGGCAUUUUAUUCUUGACAGAAAAAAACAAACUCCUUCCAAUUUUGCUAAAAAGUCUAAUAUGAGAACUGGGGUUUUAAUUUUUUUAAAGUCUUACGAGUUGCACACUUUGCAACGAGUACUUUGUCGUAUGUUUCUUCUAGAAGAACAAUGAAAUUCUGGUGUUAGGAACAAGUUAGCUUAACCUGCUAUUUCCCGAAUAGUCUGCUUGGUAAUGAAUGAAACACAUUGUUUAUCCUAAGAGCUGCAAAGCAGUGUGCUUGAAGCAAUAUUUAUUCUUGCUUAUCUGGCAAUAUCAAUAAGCUACUUAAUUUUGAUUGCAUAUAAAGCUGUGGCCACUUUUGAUGUGGCUGGAAACCCACUACUGAAUAAAACACUAUUAUUAUAUAAUGAAUACAUAUGAGCUGGGAUGGGUUUACUCAUCAUAUCAAUCAGACAUUUAGCAUAGUUUUUAUCUUGAAAAGCUUUUUAUUAUUUCAUAAAGGUUUAUUCGUGAUGCAGUUGCACAAAAUUUGUUUGACAGUUGUAGUGAUGAGCGAGACAGCCAAAAAGGUAUGUGGGAAAGGCUGUAGAUAGCGUCUGCUAAUCUGAGAGUGGACUUGAUCUGUCUGUAGUGUUUGACUCCAAGGUGAUUAUUUUGCUGAAUAUAGGGUAUGAUGCACUGUAUUCUAAUCUUGGCACAUUUCUUUUUGCCAUCUCAACAGCUCUCUUCCAGCAAGAGAGCAGUAGCAUUUGCAAUAAAUACAGCAGUGUUAAUUCCACACUUGUGGUCUGCCUCUGAGGAGAGCUGGAUUCACCUGAAUUUCCACUGAAUUCAGUGGCAAGCGGGAGUUGUCGUGCAUCCUUAGAAAGUUUCAAAUCACCUCUCAGAAGGAAGCUGUUUCAGGAGGUUAUGUAUUUUCUGUCAAGCUCCUCCUUUUGUUUUUGCGUUAAAUUGCCUUUUAAGCUGACUCUCUGGAAAAUUUACACUGAUUAACUCAUACUGGGUUUAACUGAGUUUGUUUAAACAAUGCAAAUUCAUCUGCAGACAUUCUUUUGAUGUAAUGUAAGCCUGCUCCCAAUAGAGUUAAGCUAGACCGCAGGCCACUUUCACCAUGAAAAAGGAUUAUAUACCCAGAAGGUUUUCUGAUUAAUUUCAUUAAGUUUCUAUUUUAGGUUAUCUUUAUGUAACUUUGCUAUAUAGAUGAGGCCUUGGAACAGGAAAUGCUAUUUAUUUAAACCAACUGACUUGCUGAAAUUAUGUUCAGUUUCACAAGUGUUUUGUGCAAUCGCUCUGUGGAUAUUUCUGUCCACUUCUAACCAGUGUCAUACAAACUUUAUAUUACAGAAAUAAUGUGGGAUAUGGUUAUUCUCAAAACUUUUAUUUAAAAAAUGAAAGAAAAACACUUGAAAACUUUAUCAGUGUUUGUGUCAUUGAGAAUCUGUUUCUGAUGUCUGUAACGAUACUGCUGCUGCUUUCACUUCCCUGAAUGAUCCAGCCUCCCGGUAUUUUUGUGACUACUGAGAUGCAUGAUCAAACUGACAUUGAUAAUUCUGCAGUAUUGGAAUGGGUUUAAUAUAGCACAGGUUCUCAAAAGUACAGGGUAUAAAAAGAAACAAAACAAAACGCCAUGCCUGACAAAAGCAAGUUUCCUCAUGUGUGCAUGUUACACAUGAGUGUACCUGUGUACCUGUACCAAGAAAUCUUGGUGUACCUGUCUUUCUCAGUACCCGGAGACCACGUGCCAACUGUUGGCUUAGAAGGUUCCCUUGUGCCCCAGACCUUUUCUUUGCACUUUUUGACUAUAUUUCAGAGUCUGUCUUUGCUUCCUUGCACUGUAACUGGGAACUAAAUGUUGCAAAUUUUCUGUUCACAUAUUUGCCAUCACCUUUAUCUGACUUCCUUCCCUCUCCCAAAUACACUUUUAUCAUUAAAAUAAAACUGCGGCCUCUCUACGACAGAUUUGCAGCCAAAGAGAAACAGUGCUGUGAGUAGCUGGAUUUGAUGUCCUGUGCCAAAGACGCAAAUCAGCUGUCAACAGGUAUUAUUAAUUUGUUUCAAGUUUUUUUAAAAAGUGUAACAUUUUAAAGAUAAAUUUUCAUAUUUUGUAGUGAACUCCAAAAGACAGCAACUGUAAUCACAAGAAACACUUGGUCUUUUUCCUUUUUUUUGUUUUUUGCUUUUCUGCAUUAAAGUAUUCCUCUUGUUCCUGCA